This is a messenger RNA of Dendrobium catenatum, 483 nucleotides long. RefSeq names its product 40S ribosomal protein S24-1. Gene Ontology annotation, cellular component: ribosome. NCBI's taxonomy places the organism in Eukaryota, Viridiplantae, Streptophyta, Magnoliopsida, Asparagales, Orchidaceae. Gene Ontology annotation, biological process: translation. Gene Ontology annotation, molecular function: structural constituent of ribosome. The transcript is spliced from 3 exons. Bases 100 to 468 code for a protein of 122 amino acids. The record is from RefSeq and is a predicted model, not a curated record.
UCUAGCUCCGAAGCUUUCCCGUCCUCAAGAGUCUCUUCUUUCCGGUUUUUCUCAUUUACAGGCGGCGCGAGCUUUUUCUGAUCGGAGGGAGGAAAAACAAUGGCAGAUUCCAAAGCAGUUACCAUCAGGACCCGAAAGUUCAUGACUAAUCGCCUUCUCUCGCGCAAGCAGUUCGUGAUCGAUGUUCUUCAUCCGGGAAGGCCGAAUGUGUCCAAGGCUGAGUUAAAAGAGAAGUUAGCGAAGCUGUACGAUGUUAAGGAUCAGAACUCGAUUUUUGUGUUCAAAUUCAGGACGCAUUUUGGCGGUGGGAAGUCUACCGGGUUUGGUCUGAUAUAUGAUUCUGUGGAGAGUGCUAAGAAGUUUGAGCCCAAAUACAGACUCAUCAGGGUAUAUGAUUCUGCUUUGCUUUUCGCCAUUUUAUUUUAUUUUUAUCUAACAUUGAUGGUAGAGUUUCAAGUCCUUGGCUAGUGAAUUAACUACUAU